Molecule: messenger RNA, 2358 nt
Organism: Sycon ciliatum
Lineage: Eukaryota; Metazoa; Porifera; Calcarea; Leucosolenida; Sycettidae
Product: arrestin domain-containing protein 3-like
Exons: 6
Coding region: 156-1226 (356 amino acids)
Biological process (GO): protein transport
Cellular component (GO): cytoplasm
Source: RefSeq, a predicted model, not a curated record
UGGUUGCCUUGUUUUUAUAAUCAUACUUCAUAGUGAAAAUAAUUCAACUUCGAAGAAGAUCCUGCUCCUCACUGACCUCAGUCCCUUCUCUUGCUGUGUCCUAGAGAAGCGAGGUCGUAUUAUCAAAAUCUUGACAACACGGCAGGGGGGGCACAAUGGGUGGCAUUCGACGAGUGAAGCUUGUGUUCCAGAAUGUGACGCAGAUGGUGUUCUGUGAUGGGCAGGCUCUGACUGCCGUUGUGGAAGUUGAAGUUACUGAGCCCACCAGGGUGCGCAAGGUGUCUGUCAAUAUUGACGGAUCAGCACACUGCCGAUGGAAGAGUGGCAAUACCACGUAUCGUGGUAACAUGGCCUAUCUCAGCGAGUGUGUGGUCGUUUGGCAGCCAACUGUGCCUAAUGAGAUGCUGACUGUGGGUGUUCACCAUUGGUCGUUCACAUUCCGCUUGCCGCGUGGCCUGCCAAGCUCGUGCAACAUUGGCUGCGGUGGCGUGUCUUAUGAGGCUGCCGCUGUCGUGGACAUUCCCUGGGGCUUUGACGUAGCACAUCGUAUACCGUUUGGCGUGGUGAAACGCAUUGAAGUGAACACAACACAGCUGCGCCGGUCGAUCACGAAGGCAGCUGAGAAAACGCUGUGCUGCUGCUGCUGCUCUCAAGGACCCGUGAAGUUACGUGCCACCAUCAAUAAACUCGGCUUCUGCAAUGGAGACUCUAUCGACCUCAAGUUUUCGGCGGAGAAUAAUACAGAUCGUGAGCUGGGCACUUUGCGCGUCCGUCUCCUCAGGGAAGAGAUUGCAAAGGUUCGCAAUAACACCAACUCGAGAACGCGUACGUGUCAUGUGGCCACCACGCAGGAGGUGCUGGGUGCUCAGAGUAACAUCAAUGUCAACUCAUUCAAGAUCCCUGUGCGUGACCUGCCACCAAGUGUUGCAGCUCAAGUUGUCUUUGUCAAGUACACAGUUGAGGUGGCUAUAGUUGUACCGUGGGGCAUGAACUGUGUGUGCCGCUUCGACGUCGUUAUUGGCACGAUGGACAGCAGUGAUGAAGAUCGGCAGAAUGUGGAGGAGCUCGUUGGCACACUGCUACGUGAGGCAGGACGCCGGGCUCACAUCCAGAGUGCAGCACGCAAUGAAGGCCUUGAAGAGGUUCAUGAGCCUCCACCAGCUUACACCGACGCAGUUACUUCAAACUCUGAGACGCAACGCUUGGUCUCAGCAAUGUAUGACUAAGGUGUGACGCGUUAUGUUACAAUGUCACCCUGUCACAGCCCAUGUGAACGUCUGCAUUGUAUGUUUGCUGCACCGCUAGCGUGUGCGUGUGUGUGUGCGUGUGUGCGUGUGCGUGUGUGUGUGUGUGUGUGUGUGUGUGUGUGUGUGUGUGUGUGUGUGUGUGUUGAUGCCCGGAUGUGUGUGCAUGCUUUAUUGUAGAUGCCAUUUUUGCUGAGCAUGUGUACACUGUGCUGUAUUCCGUUGGCAUGAUUGUCAUAAUUCACUAUGCACUGGCCAUGGUACUUUUGUGCCCCUCUGGGGUUGUGUAUGUGCACUGAAAAAAGGGAAAGAAAAGGUUGCUGAUACUGAUCCUUUUUCAGUCAAGGCUUUUUCGGUGAUUUUUUUCCAUCUUUUAUCACUUCUUGAUUUCCCAAAACUUUAAAAUUCUGUAAAAUCCUUUUCAACCAGUAUAUUAUGCCCUGUUGCAAACUCCUUUUACGCCAUUGGAUUUCUAUGUAUCCGUUGGCUGUGCAAGCCUUACCCUUCUUCAAUGUUCACUCCCAAAUGUUCUUGUUCUUAACUUCGUUUUCUGUUGACAUUUAGAUAUGCUUGCUGGUCAAGCAAGCCGCACUUUGCACCUGCUAUAAUAUAUGCUGCACGUUAGCGCUUUAGCUCCCCUGCUCACUCUCCUAGCAUGUGUCACACCAGUGGGUGUGAGCAUGACUUCACUCUUUAGAAUAUAUCACCAUUUUUCCUAGGCUGUCAAGACUUAAAAGGCUUGUUUUUAUGUGUCCUUGAGGUCUGAUUGCUGCACCCCAGUGUCUUUAUACUGUUUUAUAGCCGUGGCCCUUCCUUUCUGCCUGUUUAUGCCCCCUCUGUAGCAAGCUCUUUUGUGUGCGUAUGUACAUUUAUGUGAGUCCCGGUUCUGGGCGCACUCGUUUCUCCGUUUUUUAAGCCUCUUCAUUUGUUCUGUUUUGCUUGUUCUAGUGCUCUGGCUAUCCUGUAUUGAACUUGCGUGUGUUGUUGUUGUUUAUAUGCCAUGCUUCACCAAACAUUUUUUUGCCGUUGCGUGCCACAUGCACACCGUGCCUGCUCGAAAUCUGUUUUGUUUUAGGUCAUGAUAACUUACAGGUACAUGUACUGAGGUAGCUUU